CUCUUCCUGACGCGCUGUACGUUAUGACGUCAACACAACGGAUCUGUGACCAGAGCGGCUCGUGAGGUGAUUCUACCCUGAAACAUGUCUCUGCUCCCCGGGGCCGACACGGUGAACGUGACCGGGCCUGGGAGCCUCCCUGCCGCCUAACCCGGCGACUCACGUCCCCGCAGCGACGCGACUGGAGCCUUCAAAACAAGCCGGAGGCGACGGGGGCCGCUUCAUUGACUCAAGAGAAGAUGGCGGAGUUCUCGCCCGUCCUGCCGAUGCGGGAUGGAGGAGGAGGAGGACGGUUCGGUCAGCCCAUCUUCCCUCGCUCCAGGUCCGGCUCCGAGUCGGAGAGCGAGCUGUCCCAGAGCCUGGCCCGGACCAAGAUCCGCUCCUACGGCAGCACCGCGAGCGUCACGUCCUCUCUGGGGGAGAAAUACAUCGAGCAUCGGGUUUCAGACAGCGAUACUCUGCAGGGCAUCGCGCUGAAGUACGGUGUCACGAUGGAGCAGGUCAAGAGAGCCAACAAGCUGUUCAGCAACGACUGCAUCUUCUUGAGGAACAGCCUCAACAUCCCCGUGGCGUCCGAGAAGCGCUACACAUUUAACGGACUCUCUCUAGAGUCGCCCGAUGGGGAUGGCGAAACGGCGUGCCAGGAGGGGGACUCGCCCUCUGUUACACCGGAUAUUGAGGGACCCUCGCCGCCUCCAUCCCCGCCAUCAGAGGACUCCAAACCCACCCAGCCAGAGGAGCUGUCAGCCAAAGACUUCUUACACAGACUGGACUUGCAAAUAAAACAGUCAAAGCAGGCGGCGCGCAGGCUGAAAGAAGAGGAAGUAAGGAGCAACGAAGACAACUACUUGGCCCCUACAACGUCGUACCAGGAGAUAUGAGAGACUAGUCUGUUUACCUGAGGCCCUGUUCCGGAAGCACACACACACACACAACCACAAUCUCCUUACUUUUCUUUAUUUCUGCUUUUUCUUUUACCGAACCACGUUGAACAAAAGUGUCAUGUUUGCCUUUUUAUUUAUUGUUGUGCAGUUAUUAUGAUGUAUAUGAUUGUUUUUUUUUGUACAGUGUUACAGGGAGAGUUAAUCAGAGCACAUGUGCCCAUCCACUUAUCUUAUGCUUCUGAAGCUGCUGUACAGAACGCACCUGCUGCAUAAGUUCACACACACACACACACACACACACACACACACACACACACACACACACACACACACACACACACACACACACACACACAGUCUCACUCUGAGUGCUAAGCAACUCCAGACGGAUUAGCUUGUUAGACUUGCUAACUGCUGCCGAUGUUCUCAAUCCUCCUCUUAGAAUAGUAACAUUGAGGAGCAUUUUCAGGCCUUCAGCAUCAGUGUUUACCCAGAAUGAGCGCACCGCUCUCAGGGGCGGUGGACGGACUCCAGCCUUUGUUCCAUUUGCCUCCAUCGAAAGCUUUUUGCUUUAGGAACAGAAGGGACUGCUCUAUUUUUUUUUUUGAAGUGUGAAUGUAUUAUUUAUGUGUGUAACAGCUGUUUAAUUGUGCUUUUAAAUUCUGUUUUGUUUUGUUUGGAGAGAAUAAACAUGUAUUUAAACCAGA
Hippoglossus stenolepis (Pacific halibut) is the source of this 1591-nucleotide messenger RNA. It is a transcript of the gene lysmd2, whose product is annotated as LysM, putative peptidoglycan-binding, domain containing 2. NCBI's taxonomy places the organism in Eukaryota, Metazoa, Chordata, Actinopteri, Pleuronectiformes, Pleuronectidae. The transcript has 3 exons. The record is from RefSeq and is a predicted model, not a curated record. Bases 240 to 881 code for a protein of 213 amino acids.